AUGAGCUAGUCAAGCAGAGGUUGACACGCAACGGUUUCAUGUGGUGGGCAAAGUGCGGUCGGCUCGGUCAAGUGCGUUUGCCCAAAAACUGGACAUGGCAGACAGGCCCGACGACGGCGCGGACGAGCUCGAGGCCGCGCUGAUGGACAUGGACCAGAACGAGGUCGCGUACCUCGGCGCGCCACUUGUGCACGUGACGCUCCGGACUCUGCGGCAGCGCGAAGAGACCAAGUUUGUGCUCCAGUACCGCGAGUCGCACGAGAUGCGGCAAGAUGUCAUUGCCGUCGUGCGCGACGCCGCCGACACGCGCCGCCGCGGCCGCCUCGGAGACCGCAGCAGCAACAUCUUUGGAGGUCUCUUUACGUCGCUGGCGCGCGUCGAGAAGAACCCGUACGCCCAGCACGCGGACGAGAUGUUCUUGGAGCUCAUAUCGGCACCGUCGACGCCGCCACGCCCGACGACACCGCCCCGCGCCCGAUGGUCCGAUGCCGUCCCCAAGACGACCAAGGUGCUCCAGCAUUUUCAGCAGCUCUUCCAGACGCUGCCAGGUCAGCGCGCCGCGAGUCUCUUGGUCAAGCCCGUCCAGCACUCGCUCUGCAGUGUGCUCUUUGAGUUUGCCGAGAUCUUCCACGCCUUGUACGGGACUGUGAGUUCACGCGACGACGCUGCGCACGCCGCACUUGACGUGCGCGAGUUUGGUAGCGUAUUGCUGCAAGUGCUGAGCUUCAAGUACCCGCCGCUCCAGCACGAUGCGGCGCUUUUGGAUGUCGCGACCGAGAGUGUCGAGGACGCGAUGUUCCUGCACUUGCAGCCAACUCUCCACAACGUCUUUGCACAGGUCUACCGCACGGACGACAGUGCGUGGAGUGCCAAGCUCGCGCACUUGAGAGCAGCGCCAAUCGACACAUACGACAUGCCGGAUCGGUUCCAAGCCCCUUUGUACGACGACGCGAUCGAGGUGCUGUCUGCGCUCGGGAAUGCGCGAACGCCAAGUGCCAAGGUUCGCUGCGUCGCGGCGACGUGCAGUAGCAUUGACCGCUGCAUCAAACACUAUUUUGCAUCCGACCCGAGCAUGGCAUUGGAUCAGCUCAACAUCUCGGCCGACGACUUGCCCUCGGUGCUGGCGUAUGUGGUGGCGCAGGCUGUCGCGACGCACGGCCAUCUCGCGUCGUACGUUGCCCUCAUGGACGCCUUCUUGCCUCCGCGACUAGAAGCUGGCGAAGAAGGCUAUAGCCUCGCCAUGCUCCACGCCGCCUUGACACACCUCGAGAGCAUCGAGGAUUGACUAUCUCUGGACAUCCCAAUGCGAUAGUUUAGCAAUGUAUUUGUGGCUCCUAGCGGUGAUACAUGGUCACGACGGAUUCGGAACCAAGAAAUUAGUCUACCUCGGGGAUGCGAGUCGCCCACCUCUGGGCACCACAAUAAUCCCUACUACCAGUAGACAAACAGGUUGCAUAUUGAACGAGUACGCCCACACUUAUGUAAAUCAAGAAGUGUUGAGAUA
Messenger RNA from Saprolegnia diclina VS20, 1504 nucleotides. RefSeq lists its product as hypothetical. The record is from RefSeq and is a predicted model, not a curated record. Bases 95 to 1285 code for a protein of 396 amino acids. The transcript is spliced from 2 exons. NCBI's taxonomy places the organism in Eukaryota, Oomycota, Saprolegniomycetes, Saprolegniales, Saprolegniaceae.